This is a messenger RNA of Triticum turgidum subsp. durum (durum wheat), 486 nucleotides long. NCBI's taxonomy places the organism in Eukaryota, Viridiplantae, Streptophyta, Magnoliopsida, Poales, Poaceae. The record is from the annotation of a GenBank genome assembly.
AUGACCUCCUGCGGCAACGAGCCGCUCUUCAAGGACGGCAAGGGAUGCGGCUCAUGCUACCAGAUACGGUGCGUGUCGGCGGGCCACCCGGCGUGCUCGGGCGUGCCGGAGACGGUGAUCAUCACGGACAUGAACUACUACCCGGUGUCCCGCUUCCACUUCGACCUCAGCGGCACCGCCUUCGGCGCCAUGGCCAAGGACGGCCGCAACGACGAGCUCCGCCACGCCGGCAUCAUCGACAUGCAGUUCAGGAGGGUGCCGUGCCAGUACCCGGGGCUGACGGUGACGUUCCACGUACAGCACGGGUCGAACCCGUACUACCUGGCGAUCCUGGUGGAGUACGAGAACGGAGACGGCGACGUGGACCAGGGCCCCUUCUCGCUGCGCAUCACCAACGAGUCCGGCAAGACGCUCGUCGCCGACCAGGUCAUCCCCGCCGACUGGGAGCCCAACGAGAUCUACAGCUCCAUCAUCCAGUUCGACUAG